Propithecus coquereli (Coquerel's sifaka) is the source of this 1515-nucleotide messenger RNA. RefSeq names its product mucin 20, cell surface associated (gene MUC20). Gene Ontology annotation, biological process: hepatocyte growth factor receptor signaling pathway. The coding region runs from base 1 to 1515 and encodes 504 amino acids. The record is from RefSeq and is a predicted model, not a curated record. NCBI's taxonomy places the organism in Eukaryota, Metazoa, Chordata, Mammalia, Primates, Indriidae. The transcript has 5 exons.
AUGGGCUCUCUCUGGGGCCUGGCUCUGCCCCUUUUCUUCUGCUGGGAGGCUGGGCUGUCUGGCAGCUCCACAGGCCCCAGCACCAGCAGACCAGACACCUUGGUGACAACAAAUGACAUAGAAGUACCUCCUGUGACUCCAGGGACCUCAGCACCAGGCCACGUCGCUUUGGAAACUCAAACUAUGAGCAUCGAGACCUUUUCUAAUCUCUUAAUCCCAGCCAGCACCAUUCUCGAAGAAGAGACCAGGGAAACCGAGACUGUUUCCCCUGCAACAGAGACCAGGACCCUCACAAAAAUAAUACCUCCCAAGUUCAUGGUUGUGAUCACCGCCUGUAUGGAGACAUCAGCCUCAAGUGGCAGCCCCACGGGAACUGGAAUGACCACAGUUGAGACUGUCACAGGCAGUGAUCCUGUGGACACCAUCUUUCACACCCUUUGUACCGAUGACAGCUCUGAAGAGGCAAAGAGGGUCACAACUGAUGUUUUGACAUCGGCCCACAGCUCCAGGGAAGCUGAGGGCCUGUCCUCAGAGAGCAGCUCCUCCUCCGACAGCUCAGUUCCAGUCAUCACCACCUCACGAGCCCUGGACCCUGGCGUCACUAUUCCAGUGGAAGGUUUGGUUGCCUGCACCGUCACCCACUUUGAGGUUACCAACUGCAGUGUAGCAGAAACAGAAACAGCAAGCACCGCCAGCCCCGGGGCCUCGGACACAGAUCACAGCCCCACAGGAGUGAAGGCCUCGUCCACCUCUGAUACGUCAGCUUUGCCAGACCCCUCUGAUGUCAAAUCGUACGUCACCAAGUCCACAACCUCUGCUGAGACCUUGCCAACGUCCGGUGCCACAGAGUCAGCCGCACCUGAUGCCACCAUUGAGACCCCACCCCCCACGAGUAGCACCACAGAGACAGAAACAACAGCAGGCAAGGGCACUACCUUUAGUGGAACUUCAGUGACAGUCAGCAUGGACCCCUCGGGAGAAACCUCGGCCUUCUCUGAGGAGACACCAAGCUACAUCGAAGUCUCGGGAGCAGUCACAGUCACAGAGGCUGGGUCAACAGUGGACAAAGUGACUUCCUCUGCAGGGUCCUCAGCUGCAGUCUACAGCCCCUCAGAAGUAGCCACCAUCAAGAAGUCUACCCCGGCAGAGACGUCUGCCACAGACAGUACAACCAAUGGGCCCUUCCCCACCAGUAGGAGCCCUCUUCCUUCUGUCCCUCCGACUACAGGCAAUGGCAGCCAAGGAACAAACAUCACCUUAGCCAACACCACGACCUCAGCAAAGACUGCAACAAAGCCCCCAACAACCACCACCACCACCGCUCAGACAAGGCAGAACACAACAGCUCCUGCAAGUGGAGAUGGAGGCUUCCUCCUCCUGAGGCUGAGUGUGGUCUCCCCAGAAGACCUCACUGACCCCAGAGUGGCGGAGAGGUUCGUGCAGCAGCUCCACCGUGAACUGCAUACCCACUUGCCUCCUAUCCAAGUCUCCCUACUGCGCUCCAAGAGGGCCUAA